Molecule: messenger RNA, 2049 nt
Organism: Chara braunii
Lineage: Eukaryota; Viridiplantae; Streptophyta; Charophyceae; Charales; Characeae
Source: the annotation of a GenBank genome assembly
CCGGGGAGGGCCGUUCCGUUCGCGCUUUGAGUCUUUCGAGACACGCCCUGCGUCGCUCGGCCCGGACCGUGCUGGGGGCUCGCAGGCAGGCCUGCUAGCUACGCCAGAGGGGCACUUCGGGAGGGGGACCGCUGCGUCGGGGGUGCCACAAAGGCAGUUGGUCCAUGGCGGUGGUCUGUCGGGGCGUCGUGCAAGAUGCCGCCCAAGCGUCGGGGAACGUACGGAGAGUUCAUUGCUGUGAACACAGACAGGCAGAGAGAUGCGGAGUUGAAGUUCGUUGGUUUCAAAUGGAUGCAGAAGGGCCAGACGCUGCUAGGCCGGAAUGGCAACUUCGUCAUGAAGUGCAAGUUGUGCGACCAGGAAUUUGUCGGCAGUCAGAGCAAGUGUGUGCUGCACAACACAAUCAAGAACAACUGCCCGCAGGCCACGUUGGACGUUCUGGCUGAGAUCUGGAACAAGAGUGCUUAGUUGGCGGAGGAGAGGGGUCGUGGUGCGGGGGGGUCAGCCAGGGGAGGAGGAGAUGGAGGAUCGGGGGCACAAAUUCCACUUUCACCUCAGAGGGGGAGAUCUGAGGCUGCCCGCGGCCUUCCGGCCGGUGCAGGUGAUUUAGUAGCGGCGAGCAGCUCGUUGUCCGAUAUUCUGGGUAUGUCGAUGGGACCUCCGCCGACCGUCGUUGAUGCUGGACAGACCCCGGUUGCAGCGGGCAAGACGCCCAUCAGCCAGGUUGUACGAGGAUUGGAUACUAGCGGGGGUGUCUCGAGCAGUUUGUUGAUGGAGGCGGCUCAGGGGAUGGAGGGUACGGCCAGCCAGCCCAUGCAGAGCAUGGGGGAUGCUGUCCUUUUUUCACCCAUGCAGGAUACAGAUGUGGAGACGGAUGCAGACAGGAGGGACCGAGAGAAGAGACAGCGAGCGCUGGCGCUUGCUCAGUCCUGCCCUGUGACACAGGACAUCAGAGCGAGUUUGGACGCUGCUCUCGCCCUUGAGACGGGCGUGGCACUCGUCGCCGAGACGGAUCUUCCUGACAGUUGCGGCACGGGGGUGCGGACGCAUGGUGUCGAGAAGGAUGAGGAGGGGGACGCCUCCCGACCCGCGCAGGGUGAUGGCGGUGUUUGUAGACCGGGACUUCGCCCCAUUCGCGGCAAGGACGGCGAUGUGGAGGGAGGUGGUGAGGGCACUGAUGGGCCUGUCCGUGGAGGGGAUGGACCUCACGGGGGAUCUGAGGCAGUACGUCUGCAUGAUGGAUACGAGAAGGACAAACAGCCGGCUGGUGGAGGGGACCAUACGGAUGCAGGAGGAGGUAGUGCAUCUGCUGCAGAAAUGCAGCGGCGUGCAGUUGACGGACUUGGCGAGCAGCCAGCUGAUUCAGCGGUCGCCGGCCGCCCUGACGCGCUUGCGGAGGGAUUAGCUGCCAUACCCGCAUUUAUGAGACCUCCACCGUUGCUGCGAGGGGGAGACAUUGUGGUGGAUGCAGCACGUUGGGGUCGGGGCGAGAUUGGCGCAUCACGUUUGGACAGUACCAGGGCCGUCCCUUCGACACGGCGCAUCGCCCGCGUGACGAGUGCAUCGACAAAGUGGUCGGAGACCGCCGCAGGGGGGGCACGUGCGCUGCCCAAUUCGACGGCUGACGAUCCGCCUCCGACCCGUCCGCCGGAUAGAGUAACGGCGGGCCUGACCUUAGAGGAGGAUGUUAGGGAUAGGAGACCACGUGCUACUUCUUUUGCAGCUGAUCCGUAUUCCUCAGGGACUGGCGGUUUGGAGAUGCCUCAGGGACAGUGGAGGAGGCAGGAUGUCCAUCGGAUUCUGCUCAGAGACAUGGCGACGGCCGAGGUGGACGAGACACAGAGAGAGAGAGUUGUACGGGCACAGGAGGCCGCUCGUGCAGCGUCCGACCAGGCUAGGCAUGUGGGUGAUGGAGUUGUUGCCGGCCGGACGAGGACGAGGGUGGAUGUCUUUGACGACGACGAUUAGUUGUUUGUCUACUCUCGACUUUGUUUUAGUCUGUACAUUAUAUGUAGCGAGUUCUCCUUCUUGUAAUUAGGACUUCACAUU